Molecule: messenger RNA, 1581 nt
Organism: Acanthocheilonema viteae
Lineage: Eukaryota; Metazoa; Nematoda; Chromadorea; Rhabditida; Onchocercidae
Source: the annotation of a GenBank genome assembly
AUGAAUAUUUCACACAUAAUAUCAUCCAUUCAAUCAUCUCGUUUGCGCCAUCUUUACAUAGCUGCUGGUUCAGCCGCAUUUUUUGGCUUCAUAUUUGGUUUCGAGAGUGGAAUUAUAACAAAUGCUUCAUUUUACAUGCAACAUAAUGAAGCUAUGCAACCUAUCAAUCAAACAUUUCUUUACAUUUUAACGGUUAUCGCACCUGGAGCAGCAACAAUAGCUUCCUUAUUAGCUGCACCAAUAAGUGAUCAAUUCGGUCGUAAAAAGGCUAUUUUGAGUGCAAUUAUAUGUGAUACCAUUGGAGCAUUGGUGUGUUCCCUUUCGACAAAUAAAGAAAUGCUUGUUGUUGGACGAAUUAUAAUUGGUUCUGCAUUAGGUUUUGGAUCAAGCGUUGUACCGGUAUAUAUCAGUGAAAUAUCAUCACCUAAUUAUCGAGGUUGCCUUCUCACAUCGUUUCAAAUGUUUAUUACAUUUGGAUUAGCAUCAGCAAAUAUUGUUGCAGGUAUAUUAUCUCAUGUAGAGCCUAUUUAUACUGGCUGGCGUUUAAUGCUUAGUUUCACAGUUGUUCCAACUUUAAUUCAAUUUACCGUUUUCUCAUUUAUGCCUGAAAGUCCACGAUGGUUAUGUGCUAAUGAUCGACAAAAAGAAGGCAUUCGUAUAACACAAUGGCUUUAUCGAAAUGAUGAAAAACUUCAACAAGAAGAAAUUGAUCGUUUGAAUAUUUAUAUUGGUUAUAAGCAAAGGCUUAAAGAAAUGUUGCGAGUAAUAAAUUUCUUGAGCACCAUAAUUCCAAUGCUAAUCAUUGAACGCUUCGGUCGACGGAAAGUACUGCUUAGCUCAGUCGCAGGUGUAACUUUUGCGCUCGUCCUUAUGGGAGUUUCAUUCGGAUACGUUAGUCGUGAUUCCGUAAUUGCUCUAUCGCUGAAUGAAACCCUUCAAGAAGAAAUUCCAGAUUUCAUUCCAUACUUCAAACAUUGCGCCCAAUUUAAAAACUGCGAUUCGUGCACCAAAGAUGAACAUUGUGGUUUUUGCAUGUCCAAAAAUUCUUCAACUUAUGGUUAUUGUUUACCGGUCGAUCAAAAAGCACGCAUAACUGAAUUGAAAUCUUUGAUAGGUCCAUGCUCUUCCAUAAAUAGUUCAAUAGGUUAUGAUUGGAUGGAUGAUUAUUGCUCCACGGGCUAUGCUGUUUUACUUCUCAUUCCACUCGUAACUUUCAUCGUAUUCUUUGCUUGCGGUUAUGCGCCAUCUGCAUGGAUUAUUAAUGCGGAAAUUUACCCCAUGUGGGCACGAAGUAUUUGCGUUAGCGCUGCUGCAUCGUGCAAUUGGUUCUUUGAUAUCAUCGCUUCUACGUCUUUCAUCUUACUGAUUCGAACUGUUGGAAGAGAUUCAGCUUUCUUCAUAUAUGCGGCUCUUACAAUGGUUGCAUUUGUGUUCUUUUUCAUUUUUUUGUCCGAAACGAAAGGAACAAGUUUGGAGGAUUUGGAAAGGAAGGUUCAACUUAAUCGGAAAUCUAUAACACUCGCAGUGUGUUCCAAUUCAUUUCAACCACAAAAAUGUGAACAAAUACAAGGAUUUAAGUAA